AUGUCUAACGAGCGGACGCCGCUCAUCACCAAUGUCUACAUUGGUGCGCCGCCCCGCCGUUAUCCGAAUCAUGUCCUUCGUCGCUUUUGCACCAUCGCCCUCUCAUCCACCCUCAUCCUCUGGUCCCUCUGCUUUGUAAUCGCCCUCUUCCUCGACGAGCCCCCUCGCCACCACGGACACCACCAUCACGGCUGGGCCUGGUCCAACAGCAUCAACCGUGCUCCCAUCACCCAUGAGGAGGUGCAGAAUAUCCUCUUCGAGGUGCCCUCGUCUGAGAAGGCCGAGGAGUGGAGCAAGUAUUACACGGCUGGGCCUCACCUUGCGGGCCAGAACUACUCUCAGGCUCUGUGGACCAAGGAAAAGUGGGAGUCGUGGGGCGUCCAGUCCAGCAUCGUCUCGUACGACGUCUACCUCAACUACCCCAUCGACCACAGCCUCUCCCUGCUCUCAAAGUCCAAGGACGAUGAAGAGUCGUCCUGGAAGGUCGACUUCAAGGCCGCUCUCGAGGAGGACGCCCUCGAGGAAGACCCCACCUCCGGCCUGGAGAACCGCGUGCCCACCUUCCACGGCUACUCCGCCAGCGGCAACGUGACCGGCUCAUUCGUCUUCGUCAACUACGGCACCUACCAGGACUACGAAGACCUCGUCAAGGCCAACGUCAGCCUCGAGGGCAAGAUUGUCAUUGCCAAGUACGGCGGCAUCUUCCGCGGCCUCAAGGUCAAGCGCGCCCAGGAGCUCGGCGCCAUCGGCGCGCUCCUGUACAGCGAUCCCGGCGACGACGGCAAAGUCACCGAGGAGAACGGCUACGAGGCUUACCCCAACGGCCCUGCCCGCCACCCGAGCGCCGUCCAGCGCGGCAGCGCCCAAUUCCUCAGCCAGCGGCCCGGAGACCCCACCACCCCCGGCUACCCCUCCAAGCCCGGCGCGCCCCGCGCCCCCGUGGACGACGCCACCCCCUCCAUCCCGUCCAUCCCCAUCUCCUACGCCGACGCCCUCCCCAUCCUCAAGGCUCUCAACGGCCACGGCCCCCCCGUGACGGACUUCAACAAAUACUGGAACAGGAACCUCGGGCUCAAGUACAAGGGCGUCGAGUACAACAUCGGCCCCACCCCCGACGACGUGGUGCUGAACCUCUACAACGAGCAGAACUACACCACCACCCCCCUGUGGAACGUCAUCGGCAUCGUCAACGGCACCAUCCCCCACGAGGUCGUCGUCGUCGGCAACCACCGCGACGCCUGGAUUGCUGGUGGCGCCGGCGACCCCAACAGCGGCUCCGCCGUCCUCAACGAGGUCAUCCGCGGCGUCGGCGUCGCCCUCGCCAGCGGCUGGAAGCCCACGCGCACCAUCGUCUUCGCCAGCUGGGACGGCGAGGAGUACUCCCUGAUCGGCAGCACCGAGUGGGUGGAGGAGUACCUCCCCUGGCUCUCGGCCGCGUCCGUCGCCUACGUCAACGUCGACGUCGGCGUCCGCGGCCCCAACUUCAACCCCUCGGCCGCGCCGCUCCUCCACCGCGUCCUCCGCGAGGUCACCCAGCUCGUCCCGUCCCCCAACCAGACGGUCCCCGGCCAGACGGUCGGCGACGUCUGGGACGGCCGCAUCAGCACCAUGGGCUCGGGCUCCGACUUCACCGCCUUCCAGGACUUCGCCGGCAUCCCCUCGCUCGACUUCGGCUUCGGCGGCGACAACGGCGAGGCCGUCUACCAGUACCACUCCAACUACGACUCGUUCCACUGGAUGAAGGAGUUUGGCGACCCGGGCUUCGUCUACCACCGCACCAUGGCCCAGAUCCUCGGCCUCGUCGUCGCCGAGCUGUCCGACGUGCCCGUCAUCCGCUUCAACGCCACCGACUACGCCGACGCCCUGGACUCCUACGUCGACCAGGUCGAGACCAAGCUCCUCCUCGCCGACGACCCCGACGCCGAGCCCGCCUCGGACGAGGAGCUCUUCCGCGCCCGCGCGAGCGUCGUCGCCGCCGACGCCGACGUCCGCGGCUCGCCGUCCCGCUUCCGCGCCUCCCUGCAGGUCCUCCGCACCUCCGUCGCCGUCCUGCGCGCCAAGGCGGAGAAGCUCGACGACACGGCCGCCUGGGUCGACUGGGAGCUCAGCGCCGGCAUCCCCUGGUGGAACCUGCUGCGCCGCAUCAGGGUCGCCCUCGCCUUCGUCCGCGUCAACAAGGCCUACAAGGGCUUCGAGCGCCACUUCCUCUACCCCGCCGGCCUGGACGGCCGCAGCUGGUUCAAGCACGUCGUCUUCGCGCCCGGCCUUUGGACCGGGUACUCUGGAGCCGUCUUCCCCGGUCUGCAGGAGAGCAUCGACGCCAAGGACUUCGACAACGCCCUCAAGUGGGCCGGCAUCGUCAACGAGUGCAUCGCCUCCGCCACCAAGAGCAUCUAA
Colletotrichum graminicola M1.001 is the source of this 2397-nucleotide messenger RNA. RefSeq names its product PA domain-containing protein. The coding region runs from base 1 to 2397 and encodes 798 amino acids. The transcript is spliced from 4 exons. The record is from RefSeq and is a predicted model, not a curated record. Lineage: Eukaryota; Fungi; Ascomycota; Sordariomycetes; Glomerellales; Glomerellaceae. Gene Ontology annotation, molecular function: carboxypeptidase activity.